GGCCGGCCCCCGGCGGGGAGCGCGGACCGCCCGGAGGCGGCGGCUCUGAGCGGGCAGGCGGAGGGCUGUCUCCCGCGCCCGCCUGCCCGGCGCGGUCCGAGGAUGCGGGGGGGCGAUGCCCGGGGCCAGGGACCCGCUCUGUCACCAGGCGCUGCAGCUGCUGGCCGAGCUCUGUGCCCGUGGGGCCCUGGAGCACGACAGCUGCCAAGAUUUCAUCUACCACCUGCGGGACCGUGCCCGACCCCGGCUCCGCGACCCAGAUAUCUCAGUGAGCCUGCUGACCCUCGUGGUCACUGCCUGUGGUCUUGCCCUCUUUGGCGUGUCUCUCUUCGUAUCUUGGAAACUCUGCUGGGUUCCGUGGCGAGAACGAGGCCUGUUCUCUGGUAGCAAAGACAACAACCAGGAGCCUCUUAACUACACGGACACAGAAACCAAUGAGCAGGAGAACAGUGAGGACUACGUAGACCCACCCACGCCCUGCCCUGACGCCUCCAUGAAGAUCAGCCACACCUCCCCGGACAUUCCCCUCUCCACCCAGCCAGGGGUCCAGGAGAACUGUGCCCAUGGGGUCCGCAUGCAGCGCCAAGUCACAGAACCAACCCCUUCGGCCCGGCAUAAUUCAAUCCGAAGACAACUCAACCUGUCAAACCCGGACUUCAAUAUCCAGCAGCUUCAAAAACAGGAACAGUUGACUGGCAUUGGUAGAAUUAAACCCGAGUUAUAUAAACAGAGGUCACUGGAUAAUGAUGAUGGGAAAAGGAGUCACAGCAAAGCUUGUGGGAAACUGAACUUCAUUUUAAAAUACGACUGUGACUUAGAGCAGCUCAUAGUGAAGAUUCACAAAGCUGUCAAUCUGCCUGCCAAGGACUUUUCUGGAACCUCAGAUCCUUACGUGAAAAUCUACUUGCUUCCCGAUCGGAAAACAAAACACCAGACUAAAGUUCACAGAAAGACCCUGAACCCUGUGUUUGAUGAAGUGUUUUUAUUUCCGGUUCCCUACAGUGAUCUGGAAGCUCGGAAGCUUCACUUCUCUGUGUAUGACUUUGACAGGUUCUCUCGCCACGACUUAAUUGGCCAAGUGGUAGUGGAUCACUUCUUAGACUUGGCUGAUUUCCCCAGGGAGUGCAUCCUUUGGAAGGAUAUCGAAUAUGUCACCAAUGACAAUGUGGAUCUUGGAGAGCUGAUGUUUUCCCUCUGUUAUCUUCCCACGGCUGGUAGGCUGACCAUUACCAUCAUAAAAGCAAGGAAUUUAAAGGCAAUGGACAUAACAGGAGCAUCAGAUCCUUAUGUAAAAGUCUCACUGAUGUGUGACGGCAGACGACUGAAGAAGAGGAAAACAUCCACCAAGAGGAACACGCUGAAUCCUGUUUACAAUGAAGCCAUAGUCUUUGAUGUCCCUCCCGAGAACAUUGACCAAAUCCACUUGUCCAUAGCAGUCAUGGACUAUGACCGUGUAGGUCACAAUGAGAUCAUCGGUGUGUGUCAAGUAGGCAACGAGGCAGAGAGGCUGGGCAGAGACCACUGGAGUGAAAUGCUGUCAUACCCGCGGAAGCCCAUCGCACACUGGCACUCCUUGGUGGAGAAACGAUGACUGUGGAUAAGAGGACAGCUUGUGCCAAGGACACAGUAGGACAACCAUCUAACAAUGAUCUUACGUAACUUUUUCCAUCCAGCAACACCCGGACAACUCCAGUGACCAAAUGCUCAGCUGUAACCACAGCAAUAACUGGCCCUCUUUCCAAAUUGGGUUUGGUGAAUCUAAAUGGUCCAGCCACCUUUGUCAGGUGGUCAAGGUGAUGUGCUAUGGGGGGAAGCUCAUCUCUCAUUGCCAAGAACCAAGAUUGGACUAUGGAAGAAAGCAAGUGACAUAGUGAAAGUCCCAAGAGGACCAAGACUCUUAGUGAUUAAUAUAAGGCCCUUGGUAACAGGGACAUAGCGCCUGCCCUGGCUGUGGUCAUUCUGACAUGAAGUUAUUUGAAUGCCCUGGAAGGAUAGAAUAUCUAAAAAUAAAUCCAGGUGCUAAAUAGGCAGCAGAUCUCAAUUCAAAUUCCACUACCUUUGAACUGAUGGCUGUCUUCAGAGAAUAGUUGCACCCCAAGAAGUGCUCCAGAUAGGAACCCCAAGAAAAUAACAGGACAAGCAGGCCCUUCCCCUGGAGAAACUCCAGUGCGGGGAGGGUUCGUUCACAGCAAAUUCACUGCCCCCUCCGUGCACAUGGCAGAGUACCAGUUGACCAUGACUAUGGCUCUUUCUUCUGCUUAAACCAGCUUCUGACUUUGGAGAUCCUAGAACAUUAUUUUCUAGGUUGCCAGUAGCUGCUUCCUUUCAGCUGGUGUUAUUGCGAUUACAUGUAAUAUCCAUCCCCUCUAGAGAGGUGCACCUCUCAACGACAUAUGCAUUCUGGAAUACCCUUUCCCAGGUACAUUCUUCACUAAGGGAACAGCCUCACAAAUAGGUGUAGCAUGGUGUGAUAUGAGAUCACAAAGACAACACAAGGUCCCCCGAAGGGAAGGCACAGUCUGGGGGCCUUCUUGGCCUGAGUGCCUUUUCAGAUAUUUCCAUAUGCAACAGCCCAGGGUCUAGGCUCAGGCAGCCGCAUAUAGAGGUUUUCUUCUCAGUGCAGACACAUAUCACUUCUGUAGCACUUGGGGAAUGGAAAUACCUAUAAGAGUGAAGGUCAAGGGCUCUCCCUGGGUAGCUCAUUCAUUACUCACUUCCCUCCUGCCAAUUUCCUGCCAGCUAUGCACCUCAUCUUUACUGCUUCUGCUUCCACAGAACUGAAACCAAAGGCCUCAGCAUACCCUAGGAGGGCCAGGGGCUGUUCCCUGGUGGUCCUCUCUCUGUCCCAUUAUGGUACAAGGCACCCCUUCCACACAUUUAUGUCUGUACUCCAAGAGAGCAUUCCCCUUUUCAUACAGUUUCUUUGCAGUAGAAUCCAGAGUUGAACUGUGGUUUACCUUCCUAGAAAGCGCAUUAUAUUCAUUUGAGUUCACAUUUUAAAGUAAGACUGAGUGGAAACAGGAUCCUUGGAUGUUAUCAGAAAGUUGUGGCUGCCACAUCUGCCUCUUACAAAAAACUCUACCUUGAUGUCAGAUCUAAAAAGGGUGGAGGCCUUUACUUGGGUGGGGCAGUAUUAUUAUACUCCAGCUUCAUUCCCUCGCCUGCCUAAUCAUGUCCAUCUCUGAUUGGCUUUUGACCAUGAGGAUUCAAAAGGAAUCCAAGUUCUGCCUGUGUCUGAUGACAUGAAAAAAAUUCAGCUUUCUUUACCAAGGUUUCCGUCUGCCUAUCCUUCCCCAUUCUGGCAUCCUCCACUGUACCAGUGUUUAGAACCAAAGCAUGAAGGGCUAGUGCCAGCAGGAGAGUGAGCUGAAAGAUUGUCCCUAGAUCCAGGCAGAUGAGCCUAGAAAAAUGGUUCCAAAGAACCCAGACUGGCUCCAGUGGAUAGUAGCAUGCAGCCAUCCCAUUAAACUCGGACCUGUCCUUGGCAAUGGGAGCCUGGGUUGAAGGUCCUGAGGCAGCCGUGCCUAUUGUUCCCAUCUCAGGAUCUUCCUGCCCAGAUAUGGCAGCCCCGGGGUACUGAAGAGUAUGCUACUGGCUUGCUGAGAUGAAUACAAGGUGGCUUUGUGGAGACAAUCUGGCAAAGAGCGCUGCCCACACGGCAGGCAAAGGCCACUGUGUCUGGAAAGCUUGGCUUAGCCUGUACAGCUGUGGCCAGAGGCUGGUUAUAAAUCUGAACACCUUCAGCCCAUCUGUACCUCUGCCUCUGUUCUCUUGCAUUCUGUUUGGUUGCCCUUUAGUUCCUAGUAAAUGUUCCUUUUGAAAACUCAAAUCUUGUGUCAUUGAACUUGGGGGAAGGAGAUUCUCCAACAUCUUUCCAAAGAUAGAGAAGGACAUAGUACCUCAAAAAAAAAAAAAAAAAAAAAAGA
This is a messenger RNA of Chinchilla lanigera (long-tailed chinchilla), 3926 nucleotides long. It is a transcript of the gene Syt9, whose product is annotated as synaptotagmin IX. The record is from RefSeq and is a predicted model, not a curated record. Gene Ontology annotation, biological process: calcium-ion regulated exocytosis; cellular response to calcium ion; regulation of calcium ion-dependent exocytosis. NCBI's taxonomy places the organism in Eukaryota, Metazoa, Chordata, Mammalia, Rodentia, Chinchillidae. Gene Ontology annotation, molecular function: SNARE binding; calcium ion binding; clathrin binding. Gene Ontology annotation, cellular component: membrane; dense core granule.